This is a messenger RNA of Oncorhynchus keta (chum salmon), 2659 nucleotides long. RefSeq lists its product as uncharacterized. The transcript has 36 exons. The record is from RefSeq and is a predicted model, not a curated record. Bases 5 to 2230 code for a protein of 741 amino acids. NCBI's taxonomy places the organism in Eukaryota, Metazoa, Chordata, Actinopteri, Salmoniformes, Salmonidae.
GGAUAUGGUAACGGAGGCCAGGGAGGCUAUGGUAACGGAGGCCAGGGAGGCUAUGGUGCUGGUCUGGGAGCAGGAAAUGGCCAAGGAAUGGGGACGGGAGCCGGACUGGGUUCACAGGGUGGGAAACCACGUGGAGGUGGAGGAUACGGUGGUAAUGGAUAUGGCACACAGCCAGGUUACGGGGCUGGAGCCGGAGCCAGAGGCUAUCCACGACCAGGUGCUGGAGCUGGGUAUCCCAAUGGACAGGGAUCUAAGGGACCAAAACCGGGGUAUGCUGCAGGAGCUGGAGGAGUUCCCACUGGACAGGGUGCUAAACCAUCCAAAAAGGGAUAUGGUGCAGGAGCUGGAGUGCCCAAUGGACAGGGUGCUAAGCCCAAUGGAUAUGGUCCAGGAGCUGGAGUUCCCAAAGGUCAGGGAGCCAAAGGCAAUGGAUAUGUUCCAGGAGCUGGAGUUCCCAGUGAUCAGGGAGCCAAAGGCAAUGGAUAUGGUCCAGGAGCUGGAGCUACCAACGGUGCUAAAAGCAAUGGAUAUGGUCCAGGAGCUGGAGUUCCCAGUGAUCAGGGAGCCAAAGGCAAUGGAUAUGGUCCAGGAGCUGGCAUUCCCAAUGGUCAGGGUGCUAAACCCAAUGGAUAUGGCCCAGGAGCUGGAGCACCCAACGGUGGUAAAGGAAAUGGAUAUGGUGCAGGAGCAGGAGUUCCCAAUGGUCAGGGUGCUAAACCCAAUGGAUAUGGUCCAGGAGCUGGAGCACCUAAUGGCGCUAAAAGCAAUGGAUAUGGUCCAGGAGCUGGAGUUCCCAAUGGUGGUAAAAUCAAUGGAUAUGUUCCAGGAGCUGGUGUUCCCAGUGAUCAGGGAGCCAAAGGCAAUGGACAUGGUCCAGGAGCUGAAGUUCCCAAUGGUGGGGCUAAAAGCAAUGGAUAUGGUCCAGGAGCUGGAGUUCUCAAUGGUGCUAAAAGCAAUGGAUAUGGUCAAGGAGUGGGAGAUCCCAAUGGACAGGGUGCUAAAGCAACCAAAACUGGCUACGGUGCUGGAGCAGGCAGCUACCCUGGGGCAGGAAACAACGGCUAUGGAGCAGGUGCCAGUCUGGGACAGGGAGGAUACCCCCAGGGUGGAGCAGGGGAAUAUCCCCAGGGUGGAGCAGGUGGAUACCCCCAGGGUGGAGCAGGGGAAUAUCCCCAGGGUGGAGCAGGAGGAUUCCCCCAGGGUGGAGCAGGAGGAUUCCCCCAGGGUGGAGCAGGAGGAUUCCCCCAGGGUGGAGCAGGAGGAUACCCCCAGAGUGGAGCAGGAGGAUACCCCCAGGGUGGAGCAGGCAAACAAGGCAAAGCUGGCGGAGGUGCUAAUCUGGGACAGGGAGGAUACCCCCAGGGUGGAGCAGGAGGAUACCCCCAGGGUGGAGCAGGCAAACAAGGCAAAGCUGGCGGAGGUGCUAAUCUGGGACAGGGAGGAUACCCCCAGGGUGGAGCAGGAGGAUACCCCCAGGGUGGAGCAGGAGGAUACCCCCAGGGUGGAGCAGGUGGAUACCCCCAGAGUGGAGCAGGAGGAUACCCCCAGGGUGGAGCAGGAGGAUACCCCCAGGGUGGAGCAGGCAAACAAGGCAAAGCUGGCGGAGGUGCUAAUCUGGGACAGGGAGGAUAUCCCCAGGGUGGAGCAGGAGGAUACCCCCAGGGUGGAGCAGGCAAAUCAGCAGGUUAUGGUGAUCAAAUGGGAGGAGCAUACCCCGGGGCCGGAGCGGGCAACGGAUAUGGGAAUGGUGGAGGCCCAGCUGGUGGGGCCAAUGCAGUGCCUGCAGGCUAUGGCAAUGGCUACGGUGCUAGUACUGGAGGCAAUGGUUAUGGACCCGGUCUUGGCGCAGGAGGAUAUCCACAGGGACAGGAGAAAUAUGGGGGAGGAGUCAGUCAGCUUCCUUACAAUGGAGCCCCAGUCAAUACUGCUGGACUGGAUGCAGGUGAUGGAAGCUUCCCUUAUGGUGCUCAGCAACUGGGCCUUGGUGGUGAUGGAGGCAAAUCCUCUGGCAAAUAUGGCAACGGUGGAUUGCCACAGGGUGCACAACAGGGUGCACAGCCUUAUGGACCUGCGACUGGUGGUGGGAAACCACCUUGCAAAAAUGGAAACGGAGGGGGCUUUGGAGCACAGCCAGCAGGCUAUGGUCAAGGACAGCUGGGUGCAGGUCAGAGUGCCCCCUACAGUAACGGAGCAGGAGGGAAGGAAAGCAAAUAUGGUGGUGGUGGACUGACUGGAUUCUUUGGAAAUGGAGGGUACAAAGGUUAAGUCAAUCAGCUGAGGCCUUCUUGAAGUGAAUAUUUGUUUCGUUCUGUCAUGUGUUCAUUGUGAUGUUUGUUGUUUGGUCUGUUGUUACAUUUAACUAUUCCAUUUUUGUUUUGUAUUUGUGUUUUUUGUUUAUGGUUCUUGUCUUUUCUAUUGUUGUGUGUCUGUCCCCUCUCUUCCUCUACUGGUUUUGGAGAUUGUGUUGCCAGUGUGUUUGUGUUCAUAUCCAUUUCACACUAAAGGGCAGAAAGCAACCCCAUAAUGUCUGUCGGUCUCCUCAUUCUUUUAACCUUGGCACCAGUAUUGUAAAUGUACUGUACAUGUGAUGUGGGGGUUGAGUUUUAAGACUGAAGCUCUAUGAGUUUAAAUCAACAUCAAAUAAAAUACAAUUCAAAGA